AUGAGCUGCGUCCUGGAUGAGAUGGACUUCUCCGGGAUGGAUCUGGACGAGGCUCUGAGGAAGUUCCAGGCUCAGAUUAAAGUUCAGGGUGAAGCUCAGCGGGUGGAGAGGCUGGUGGAGGCCUUCAGUCAGAGGUACUGUGUCUGCAACCCGGUGCUGAUCCGGCAGUUCCAGAAUCCAGACACCAUCUUCAUCCUGGCCUUCGCCAUCAUCCUCCUGAACACGGACAUGUACAGCCCCAACGUCAAGCCUGAGAGGAAGAUGAAGCUGGAGGACUUCAUCAAGAACCUGCGGGGUGUUGACAACGGGCAGGACAUCCCCAGAGACCUCCUGGUGGCCAUUUAUGGACGGAUCCAGAAGUGGGAGCUGAGGACCAACGACGACCACGUGUCCCAGGUCCAGGCUGUGGAGAGGAUGGUGGUCGGCAAGAAACCCGUGCUGUCGCUGCCUCACCGCAGGCUGGUGUGCUGCUGUCAGCUGUUCGAGGUUCCAGAUCCAAACAGGGCUCAGAGGAGCGGCGUCCAUCAGAGAGAAGUCUUCCUGUUCAACGACCUGCUCAUGACGUGA
This is a messenger RNA of Nematolebias whitei (Rio pearlfish), 567 nucleotides long. RefSeq names its product IQ motif and SEC7 domain-containing protein 1-like. The record is from RefSeq and is a predicted model, not a curated record. Gene Ontology annotation, biological process: actin cytoskeleton organization; regulation of ARF protein signal transduction. The coding region runs from base 1 to 567 and encodes 188 amino acids. Lineage: Eukaryota; Metazoa; Chordata; Actinopteri; Cyprinodontiformes; Rivulidae. Gene Ontology annotation, molecular function: guanyl-nucleotide exchange factor activity. The transcript has 6 exons.